AGAGGAAGCUGCACGAUGGGGAUCUCCACGGUCAUCUUCGAAAUAUGUCUUUUAUGGGGUUCAAUUCUUUGUACAGUUUCUCCCUCAAGGUAUGCCACAUCUGGUUGGCCGAAUCUAGACCCAACAUUUAAUGGUUUACCUCUGAGGCUUGUGAAUGGCGAUCACCGGUGUCAGGGCCGGGUGGAGGUCCUGUACCAAGGCUACUGGGGCACCGUGUGUGAUGACAGCUGGGAUACCCAGGAUGCAGAUGUCGUCUGUCGGCAGCUCGGCUGUGGCCAUUCUGUGUCAGCACCUGGAGGGGCCCGCUUUGGUCAGGGCUCAGGGGACAUUCUCAUGGGAGCUGUGUACUGCUCAGGGCAGGAACCCUACCUGUCCAGCUGUCAGCAUGAUGGGUGGUACAACCAUGACUGUGGCCACAGGGAAGACGCUGGAGUCGUGUGUUCAGAUGUUAUCUAUGAAGAAACUACGACAGUACCCACAGAAGAGGCGACCACUGCAGAGCCCUACACCACUCCAGAGCCUACUACCACUGCAGAGUCAACCUUCCCAGUGUCUCAUAUACCAACAGGAUCAGUUCCUGGUUUGGCUCUGAGGCUGGUGAAUGGAGGAGACAGGUGUCAGGGCCGCGUGGAGAUCCUUUACCAGGGUUCCUGGGGCACCGUGUGUGACGAUAGCUGGGACAUCAAUGAUGCCAACGUGGUGUGCAGGCAGCUGGGCUGUGGCUGGGCCGUGUCUGCCCCACAAAAUGCCUUGUUUGGACAGGGCUCAGGGCCCAUUGUCCUGGAUGAUGUGGCCUGUACAGGAUAUGAGUACAAUCUGUGGAGCUGCUCCCACCGAGGCUGGCUUUCCCAUAACUGUGGACACCAGGAGGAUGCUGGAGUCAUCUGCUCAGAUGCUGUCACUGCGUCAACACCCCAGCCUGACAUAUGGCAUACUACUACCCCAGAUACUACAACAGGUUGGCCCCAAACAACUAUUAUCUAUGAUUGGUUCGAUACAACACCUUUCCCUGAUUGGUGGACAACAACUCCUUACAAUGUAGACUAUACCUGUGGAGGUUACCUGACUGGACACUAUGGGAACUUUUCAAGUCCCUUCUACCCUGGGAAUUACCCUAACAAUGCCAGAUGUGUGUGGAACAUUUUGGUCCCAUCCAAUAACCGUGUGACCUUGAACUUCAGAGAUUUGCAGCUUGAAGGAGGCUGCAGCUAUGACUACAUCCUGCUUUAUGAUGGUCCUGUAUACAAUUCUUCUCUCAUUGCUCGGGUUUGUGAUGGGGCCAAUGGAACUUUCACCUCGACAUGGAACUUCAUGUCCGUAGUCUUCAUCACUGAUGGCAGUGUCACCAUGAGAGGGUUCCAGGCUAACUAUUAUGCUACCUAUGUCCCUCACACCCCUGUUCCAACGCCAUUCCCAGUCACUCCAGUAGACUAUACCUGUGGAGGUUACCUGACUGGACACUAUGGGAACUUUUCAAGUCCCUUCUACCCUGGGAAUUACCCUAACAAUGCCAGAUGUGUGUGGAACAUUUUGGUCCCAUCCAAUAACCGUGUGACCUUGAACUUCAGAGAUUUGCAGCUUGAAGGAGGCUGCAGCUUUGACUACAUCCUGCUUUAUGAUGGUCCUGUAUACAAUUCUUCUCUCAUUGCUCGGGUUUGUGAUGGGGCCAAUGGAACUUUCACCUCGACAUGGAACUUCAUGUCCGUAGUCUUCAUCACUGAUGGCAGUGUCACCAUGAGAGGGUUCCAGGCUAACUAUUAUGCUACCUAUGUCCCUCACACCCCUGUUCCAACGCCAUUCCCAGUCACUCCAGUAGACUAUACCUGUGGAGGUUACCUGACUGGACACUAUGGGAACUUUUCAAGUCCCUUCUACCCUGGGAAUUACCCUAACAAUGCCAGAUGUGUGUGGAACAUUUUGGUCCCAUCCAAUAACCGUGUGACCUUGAACUUCAGAGAUUUGCAGCUUGAAGGAGGCUGCAGCUAUGACUACAUCCUGCUUUAUGAUGGUCCUGUAUACAAUUCUUCUCUCAUUGCUCGGGUUUGUGAUGGGGCCAAUGGAACUUUCACCUCGACAUGGAACUUCAUGUCCGUAGUCUUCAUCACUGAUGGCAGUGUCACCAUGAGAGGGUUCCAGGCUAACUAUUAUGCUACCUAUGUCCCUCACACCCCUGUUCCAACGCCAUUCCCAGUCACUCCAGAUUGGUGGACAACAACUCCUUACAAUGUAAGCUAUACCUGCGGAGGUUUCCUGACCCAACCCUUUGGGAACUUUUCCAGUCCAUUCUACCCCGGGAAUUAUCCUAACAAUGCCAGAUGUGUGUGGAACAUUGAGGCCCCAAACAACUACCGUGUGAUCUUGAACUUCAGAGACGUGCAGCUUGAAGGGGGCUGCAGCUUUGAUUAUAUUGAGAUUUUUGAUGGCCCACACCGCAGUUCUCCUCUCAUUGCUCGGGUUUGUGAUGGGGCCAGAGGCUCCUUCACUUCAACAUCCAACUUCAUGUCAGUUCGCUUCAUCAGUGAUCACAUCAUUACUCGAAGGGGGUUCCAAGCUGAGUACUACACGGACUUUGCCAGUAACAUCACCAGUCUCCUUUGUUUGUCAAAUCACAUGCAAGCUAGUGUGAGCAGGAGCUACCUUCAGUCCAUGGGCUAUUCUGCCAGUGAUCUUGGCAUUCCUGGCUGGAAUGCCAGCUACCGGUGCCGGCCACAGAUAACGCAGAGGCAGGUCAUAUUCACAAUUCCCUACACAGGCUGUGGCACUACCAAACAGGCUGACAAAGAGACCAUCAACUACUCCAACUUCCUCAAAGCAGCUGUUUCGAAUGGCAUCAUCAAAAGGAAAAAGGACCUCCACAUUCAUGUGAGCUGCAAGAUGCUUCAGAACACCUGGGUCAACACCAUAUACAUCACCAAUGACACUGUCGAGAUCCAAGAAGUCCAGUACGGCAACUUCGAUGUGAACAUCUCCUUUUAUUCAUCCUCCUCCUUCUUGUAUCCAGUGACCAGCAGCCCAUACUAUGUGGAUCUGGACCAGAACUUGUACCUUCAGGCUGAAAUCCUCCAUUCUGAUGCUUCUUUGGCCUUGUUUGUGGACACCUGUGUGGCUUCACCGUACCCCAAUGACUUCUCAUCUUUGACAUAUGAUCUUAUCCGGAGCGGAUGCAUAAGAGAUGAAACUUACCAACUCUACUCCUCGCCAUCACCACGCAUCGCCCGCUUCAAAUUCAGUUCCUUCCACUUCCUGAACCGCUUCCCAUCAGUGUAUCUGCAGUGUAAACUGGUGGUGUGCAAAGCAUACGAUGCUUCUUCCCGGUGCAACAGAGGCUGUGUGGUGAGGUCCAAGAGGGAUGUAGGCUCCUACCAAGAAAAGGUGGACGUUGUCCUGGGACCCAUCCAGUUGCAAUCCACCAGCAAAGACAAGAGGAGCCUGGACUUGGCAGUGAAGGACGAGGAGAAGCCAGCUAGUGCCCAGGCAGUCUAUCCUACUGCUGCCAUCUUUGGUGGAAUCUUCCUGGCCAUGGUCCUAGCUGUGGCAGCCUUCACACUGGGAAGAAGGACACGCGUUGCGCGUGGCCAGCCUCCAAGCACUAAGAUGUGAAGCAGAGCCUAUACAGACACUGGCUCCUUGUCCACAGAUUCCCAGAAAGGAUGGAAGAUGUGAGCGUGUGAUGCUUAGCAACCGGAUACACCGUGGCUGGGUUUCCCUUAGCGCAGAUGCAUGGCAGAGUAUAAGACAGCCGAUAAGAAAGGUGGGGCCAAGUUCCCCCAGCAUCUGCAGCUGAAGGCUGGGAAGACUGUCAUUGGAAAAUGCGACCACUGUCUACAACCUCACACACCUGUGAGACAAACGCUGGAGCAGCAGUGAUUUCUUUCGCUUGUCCCCCUUUCCACUUUUUGUAGUUGACUUUCUUGACCUGUAGUGUCAAUCUUUGUCUGUCCUCACAGUGAGGCAAACUAAAUAAAGACUUGUUCUCAAGGCAA
Messenger RNA from Mesocricetus auratus (golden hamster), 3983 nucleotides. It is a transcript of the gene Dmbt1, whose product is annotated as deleted in malignant brain tumors 1. Gene Ontology annotation, cellular component: membrane. The record is from RefSeq and is a predicted model, not a curated record. Lineage: Eukaryota; Metazoa; Chordata; Mammalia; Rodentia; Cricetidae. The coding region runs from base 16 to 3600 and encodes 1194 amino acids. The transcript has 28 exons.